This is a messenger RNA of Racocetra persica, 546 nucleotides long. NCBI's taxonomy places the organism in Eukaryota, Fungi, Glomeromycota, Glomeromycetes, Diversisporales, Gigasporaceae. The record is from the annotation of a GenBank genome assembly.
AUGUCUACAUCUACAAAUUCUAAACCAACGACACCAGUAGUAGCAUCAACAUUAGAAACUGAAACAACAGGACCAUUUACUAUCAACGAAAGUGAUAUAUAUUUUGAAAAAGAUGUAUUUUCUCAUACACUUAAAUAUACAACAGGGUUUGGAGCUUUUGGGUUAUUAAUCUCAGCGGUACAGAAUGCACUAUCUAGACAUGAAUAUGGAGCAACUGGUGUCAUUACUAGAACAGGAAAAACUAUUACAGGAUAUGCUUUAAUAGGAGGUAUCUUUGCGGGAACGGAAUCCAUACUUGCGAAUGCUCGUAAAACUGAUGAUUGGGUCAAUGGAGCCGUUGCAGGAUGUACGGCAGGAUUAACAGCAGGAAUAAGAGCACGUUCAUACCCGGUUGCGUUCGGAGCUUGUUUCGGAAUGGCAACUGUUAUGUCCGUAUAUGAAUGGGCUGGACAAUGGAAAGGGUUAACUCUUGGAAUGACAGAUGUUAGUAUUUCUUUAAAUAUAAUGGAAAGGGGUAUUCUGGUGAAUCAAAUGUUUCGUGAGUGA